GGAACUAGCCUGUGUAGGUCCUGGAGCCGAGGAGCUAGCCUAUUACAAGUACGUAGCCUCUGGAAACAGCCCCCAAGCGUGAGGAGGCUACGUGUCAUCUCGUCUCAUGGCUCUCAUUCAAGCGCACCCACAGGUAUCCCAGGAAUUGGGAUAGUGUGACACACGCCCGAUAGUCUUACUGGAUGUCCGUCCUGAAAUAACAGAACUCAGCGCAUUGGGAGAGGCCGGAGCACCUCUAGUCCGUGUAGGCGGGCCAGUCGGGGGAGAGACGCGCUACAACGCUUGUGACGCAGGGAGAGUGAGAGAGCUCGAUCGGGCUAGGAGCCUGGUGCCACACCGGGGAGAGUUUACCUGCACGUUACUGCCUGGACUAGACACUCCGGAAGGACCGGAUGGGUUGAGAAUGGCCGCUGUGCAACGACAGACGUCGCAGCAAUGGGGGCAUGUGGAGGAAGAGAGCGACAGGAGAGAGCACUACGAGAAGGAGUGGUGGAAGUGGAAGGGACAGACGAGAGCAGACGUAGCGCAUCUACGGAAGGGUGAUGCCGCCGCAAGCCAAGCGUCGCAAGGAGGGCCGGGAACUUGGCCCGGAUUCAGGCAGAACAUCCCGACUUUCGAGCAACUGCACAGCGUCGCCCCGCCCGUGGCCACCACCUCCACAGGCAUACCCCCCGGCGGAGACCGACCCCCCUCCCCCACGCCCCCCUGGAGAGAGGGGAAGAAGUUCAUCAGCAGGAGAACCGGCCCGACGAUCAUCAGCGUGUCCACGGAGGAGCUUCGCCACACCGUGCACACCAGAGCUCAAAGUAAGCUGCCGCCUCCGCAGAAGUACGAGCAGCCCGUCCAGAACCGGCCGUCUGCACCACCACCACAGCAGCAGCAAGCUCCACCUCCUCAGCCCGUGAAGGUAGCGAACACGCCAAGGAUGGCGGAGGCUCCGACAAACACGCCCGCGGCUGCGCCUCAGGCUGCGCCCGCCCACCUGUCGGCCCAGGCCCGAGCCGACUACGAGGCGGCGGAAGUGGUAGGGCACGUCGACUUGUCCGGAUACGCCAACGUCGUGUACGACCUGCACGUUGACAAAGGGAAGCUGGCCAGGACGGUGGACGCGGCUUCCAAGAGGGUCCGGAGCCGGGGCGCGUCUGCGAGCGGCUCCGCGUCGGCCACACGCGAGGGGUCGCCGGUCAGGGAGCUGGGGGCUGCCGGUGAGGCGGGGGCGCAGCAAUCGUCAGCCGCUGCCGCUGCCUCCGCUGCCCCGUCACAGGCCCAGGCGAGCGCCGCGGCGGCCACACAGAAAACAACCAGCACUACCGUGCAACAACAACAAACGUCCGCGGUCUCAGCCCAGCAGCAGUCGGCCUCCGCCGCUGCCAGCGUCCUGGAGUCGUCUUCAGCAGCAGCUCCUGUGAGCAGCCAGGACGCGGCCGCGGGGGGCGGCCAGCCCUCAUGGACGGUCCGGGGCUCGGCGCAGGGCGGCGGAGGGGCAGCCGGCGGCGGUGGGAGAAGGGUGUUCGUCGGCCGCCCGUCGGACUUCGUACCUGACCACCUCCGUCCCACCAUCCGCGCCACACCCGGCCAGCGGUCAAGAUACAUAAAAACAUACUCGUACGUCGCCAAACACCAGCUGAUGGAAUAACAACGAAAAAAAGCAGCAACAAAAACAACAAACAACAACAGAGUUUUUGUUUAUGAAGCAAAAAGUGUGAGAAGAAGAUGUGAGGUAGAUUUCAGCCUCUCGCGACGACGUUUCUCUGGCUAGUUCCGGUGGCAAUGGCAGCGAGUCAUUGGAGGGAAAACGUGUAAUGACCUGCCCUAGACGCUAGCUGUAGGAAUUUUCAGGGUUCACCCAACACUGUGCUACUCGGCUUCUUCAACUGUAUCUAACGCCAUGAAGAAAUAAAGACUAAGCUUUCUUUCCAACACUGGAAUGAAGUAGGGACUUACCCCAAAUUUCCGGCUGACUCCUUCAAACUUGUUCACGGAAUGGACCCGUCUACUCUUGGAACGUGGCGUCGGAGACACGUGGCCGUAGUAGCGGGUCGUACGUGCCAGAUAACCUGUGUCGCCCCCCGUCUCUGUUCAGGGUAUGACCCGCUACUACGGUCACGUUUCUCUGUCAUCUCCCAAACCGUAGGAAUGAACAAGACGCUUGGCGGAGAAAGAAACCUUACAAGAUUCACCGAGAAGUGCAGCCCAACUCCAUCGCUAUGUCCAACAUCGAUCUGGAUGUGUCGCUGGUCGCUACAUGCAGAACAAACGACGAUAACUAAACGCAAGAAAAGCCAAAGGUGUAAAGUUUGAGUGGUAAAAACCCUUGCAGGUGUUAGAUACAGGCGAUGUGUUUCACAUCGGCUUUAUAUCUGAUCGAUCUCCGUUAGCAUGAAAUGAUGCUUUGGCAAAACAGCUGUCGUGGGGUGUAAACAAAAACUGUGACUUGAAACCUGAGACGAUAGCAUGUCGCAUUGUCUAUAUAAAUGUAGCAAGGGCAGACGCUGCUUUGAUACAUUACACUGGAUACUUUACGGUGCCAAGCGUUGUCCUGCGUGUACCUUACUUGAUAUGUAUCAGAGAGCUAACGUUUAUGUCAUGCGAAGUUUGAUUAUUAAAGAAUCUAUUGGAGACUGCGAGUGUGAGAACUCCAAGCGACGAUUACUGAUUGGACUAUGGUGUGUUGGUAUGUGGGAGCAUGGGUCGUCUUCUGCCUGCUUCACUGACCGCAGAGGCAUUCUAGGAACGCUCCAGUCUGAACCAGAACUCAACACUGGGACACGGAAUAAAGCAUGAUGACUUUG
Messenger RNA from Branchiostoma belcheri (Belcher's lancelet), 2792 nucleotides. RefSeq names its product serine/arginine repetitive matrix protein 1-like. The coding region runs from base 404 to 1636 and encodes 410 amino acids. Lineage: Eukaryota; Metazoa; Chordata; Leptocardii; Amphioxiformes; Branchiostomatidae. The transcript is spliced from 2 exons. The record is from RefSeq and is a predicted model, not a curated record.